AUGCUUUUUUAUACGGUAAAAAUCUUCGAUGAAGGUCGUGUUCUUCAAAUAGUCACCAACAACAGUAGUCAUGGCACCCAUGUUGCAGGGAUCGCCGCGGCAUGUUACGACUGUCCUGAGCUUCAAACGAUAUCGACUCCAAGACAAAAUUCAUCCAUUUCUUCUGUGUGUCCUGGUGUCGCUGAUGCUAACGGCAGCGCAGAUGAUACUGGUUUGCUUGCCUCAGGCUUGGUUUCCACUCUUACUCCACUUUCCGCCAGCCCAAGCCCUGCCAAAUCUCCAUGUCUCAGGUCACCGACAGAAGAAGGCAAACAGCCUUUUCGUCUGCCAAUUCGUCAACGACCUAAACACCGGCCAUUAAACAACGUUGAAUCUAAUCACUCAUCAACAGGGGAAUUUGUUCGGCGAAAUGGUGUUGCUCCAGGAGCCCAACUGGUCAGUAUCAAAAUAUCUGACAGUCGACUGGGCAGUAUGGAGACGAUAUUAGCUCUUAUGCGUGCGGUAUGUACCUCUGUUUUUGAAGCAUGUUUAUAA
Protopolystoma xenopodis is the source of this 534-nucleotide messenger RNA. NCBI's taxonomy places the organism in Eukaryota, Metazoa, Platyhelminthes, Monogenea, Polystomatidea, Polystomatidae. The record is from the annotation of a GenBank genome assembly.